Drosophila gunungcola (fruit fly) is the source of this 483-nucleotide messenger RNA. RefSeq names its product tenecin-3-like. The coding region runs from base 78 to 386 and encodes 102 amino acids. NCBI's taxonomy places the organism in Eukaryota, Metazoa, Arthropoda, Insecta, Diptera, Drosophilidae. The transcript has a single exon. The record is from RefSeq and is a predicted model, not a curated record.
AAAAGAGCUCGGGCUUCGGGAAAAAGGUAUUACAACCUGAGUUUCCACGAAGGCAGAACUACAAAACAGAACAAAAAAUGCGUUCCUUCAUUCUGAUUGCCUUUUUGGCUCUGCUUGCUGUGGCUGCCGCUCAAGGACCUCAAGGUGGACCACAAGCUGGCCAGGAUGGACCUCAGAACGGUGAGCAGGGCGGUCAGCAAGGAUCCCAGCAAAGUGGUUCCCAGGAAGGACAACUGGGUGGUCCUCAAAAUAGAGAGCAGGGUGGACCAUGGCACUUGCCUUCAAACGGAACACUCCUCUCCAACAGCACCACAUCCACAGCCACUGAGGCCAGCACCACUGACGCCAGCACCACCGAGGCCAGCACUGAGGUUUCCUCAACCUAGGAUGUAGCUAUAUCCCUAUUUAAAAACUGUUUUAGUUUGCUUCCUUGAUAUUAUUACACAUUUUUUGUGUCCACUGGUAUAAAUAAAACAAUCUUUU